AUGUUCCUGCAACGUACUGCCGCCGCUGCGGCUCGCCGUGCCAGCGUCGCCGCCCCCCGCGUCGCCGUCCGCUCCUUUGGUUCGACUGUUGCCCGCCGCAACGCCCCCUCGACCCCUAAGACCCCCAACGAGCAGGCCGCUGCCAUUGCCGGAACCGCCGAGAAGAAGAUUGGCGCCUACAAGACCAUCUCGGAGGUCAAGACGGAGGCCGACCUCUUCGGUCCCGGUGGUCAGAGCGCCACCGUCCCUACCGAUCUCGAGCAGUCCACCGGUCUGGAGCGUCUCGAGAUUCUCGGAAAGAUGGAGGGUGUGGACAUCUUCGACCUGCGCCCCCUCGAUGCCAGCCGUCUGGGUACAAUGGAGGACCCCAUCUCUAUCCGCUCCGCUGGUGACGAGCAGUUUGCCGGCUGCACCGGUUUCCCUGCUGACUCCCACAACACCACCUGGCUUCGUGUCAGCCGCGACCGCCCCAUCGAGCGCUGCCCCGAGUGCGGCAGCGUCUACAAGAUGGAGUACGUCGGUCCCCAGGACGACCACCACCACCACCACCACGAGCCUGAGCACCCCGAGCCCAAGACCUUUGCCGACUUUGUCAAGCCCGAGUAUCGCUACCGAUAG
Geosmithia morbida is the source of this 618-nucleotide messenger RNA. RefSeq names its product cytochrome c oxidase subunit 5b. The record is from RefSeq and is a predicted model, not a curated record. Gene Ontology annotation, biological process: mitochondrial electron transport, cytochrome c to oxygen. The transcript is spliced from 4 exons. The coding region runs from base 1 to 618 and encodes 205 amino acids. Gene Ontology annotation, cellular component: mitochondrial envelope. Lineage: Eukaryota; Fungi; Ascomycota; Sordariomycetes; Hypocreales; Bionectriaceae.